This is a messenger RNA of Symbiodinium sp. CCMP2592, 7644 nucleotides long. Lineage: Eukaryota; Dinophyceae; Suessiales; Symbiodiniaceae. The record is from the annotation of a GenBank genome assembly.
AUGUCGACCUGCGGUCCCACGAGUUUCUACAGUACUUGGCAGCACGAUGGCGUUCCUCAACCUCCCAACGAUUCCCCCGAAGAUCACGGUGAUGGCGUAGACGGUGAUGCUAGGCCUGAUCCAGCUAGAGCUCCUCGAGGUGACGAACAUGAUGCUGCGCAGGGCUACGCGGCUCCGGGCACUACCUGGGGCAAGUGGAGUGAAGGCCAGCGGUCAAGCUGGUGGGGUCACUCCUGGGGUGAUGCUGAUCCAAACUGGAAUAGAUCUGGGUGGGCUCAGAACUCUGGCAAUGGUCAGCAUUGGGAUCCUCGCUGGCAAGACUGGCGUGGAUGGGGCUCGGCUUCUACGGGAUCCGGAUCAGGAGACGGGAACUGCUACGAUAGGGACUCCAAGGACUCGGGGACCGAGCCCUGGGGACGAUUUGUUUCUGCAGGAGAUUCGCGUGGAAUCCAGGACGGUUCUCAAGUCGGAGGAUGGGGUCCUGCUACUGAUGCUCAAGGCAAAGGGUUCCACGGGAGACCGAGCGAAGGGGGCCGAGGCCCUUCGGAGAAGAUGAUUGUACCGAGUUUCUCCGGCAGCACCGGAGAUCAAGGCGAUGAUAUCGGGACAUCUGCCCGGUCGUACCUACGCCAGGUCUCGGCAUGGCGUCGCAUGACGAGGAUGUCGGUGGACCAACAGGGCUUGACCCUGUAUCAACACCUCACGGACAAGGCGUGGAUCGAUGCAGAACGCUUGGAUGUCGAUAGACUGGCGACCAAGGAAGGUGUGGAUCAAGGCUUCUUCCGUGGCCUUCAUAGAAAGGCCAACCAGUCGGUGCGGGACUACAUGGCGGAGUUCGACCGAGCAUUCGCCCGAUUGGGCGAAGUGGGAUGCCAUCUACCUGAUGUGGCAGCAGCGUGGGUUUUCGUAGACAGGAUGGGACUUGAAGAACAAGCGGAGUUGAACCUCUUAGCCUCGGUGGGGAACCAGUACUCGUUGAAGUCAUUGCAGCAAGCAGCUAUCGUACAUGACAGAGGCCUCCGCAAACCUUGGGAAACCCAGAACCGAGCUCCCCGCAAAGAGUGGACCCCGAAGAAAGCCUUUACCGCGAACAUGGCAGCCAUCGAUGAGGAAGGUCCCGACGAUGGCGCCGAAGACGAGUUCCUCCUGGAUCAGGACAGUCAUGACUGUGUUUCGGAAGAUGUUGCGGAAAACCUCUACCAUGCGUACAUGACACAUGAAACGGCCAAGGCCAAAUACCGCGAAAACAUGAAACUUCGAGGAAGCGAUCCCAACUCUUUGAAACAGUUGGCCAUGGACAAACUCCGCGUGGCUAAGUCGAAGAGCUUCUGUGCAGGAUGUAGACGUAGAGGACAUUGGCACAAAGACGCGGAAUGUCCUUUGAACAAGGGCACCACCAAUGGAAACGGCUCAGGCACUGCUACGACGACCCCGCCAAAGGAGACGGUGAAGCCCAGCUAUCCUUGCCACGUGGUUCAUGUCACGUGGGAGAUCACCGGCGGCCCCCCGCAGGAACUUCUAGCUAUCACAGAUACAGCGUGUUCUCGAUCCGUUGCAGGGGCCGGAUGGAUCGACCUCUACCUGACUGAGGCACGCCGCCUCGGCUGUGAACCUAUGUUCGUGCAGUGCGGAGAAGCUUUUCGUUUCGGGGCUUCAAGGGUUUUCACGGCGACCUACGGUGUGAUCUUGUGUUUCGAGCUCGGGAGCAAGAAGGUCUGUCUUAAAGUCGCAGUCGUCAAUGGUGAAGUUCCACUUCUUGUAUCGAGGCCAGCCUUAGGCAAGAUGGGAAUGAUCAUCGACGUAGAGAACAAUUCCGCCUCGUUCCGUGUGCUGGAUGUACGCGACAUGGCACUCCAGAUCACCGAUACAGGCCAUCCUGCCUUUCCUGUACAUCCUGCGGUCAUUCCGAAGUCAUCCGCAGCCGCUCCGAAUUGGGAGUCGACUGAGAUCAAGAUCUUCUCGCUGAAUGAGCAAUACAUGGCAUGCACCGCGGGGCUAUCUUCGGUUUCGGAAUUGAGCACUUCAGAAAGUCGGAUUGAUGACAGGGACGUCGGUAAGAAAACCAACUUUGAGUACAUGUUCUACCCUAAGAAGAUCGGCAGCGCCGCAAAGAAUCACUUUCUCGAUGAGAAGUUCAAUCCCGAAACCUUCGCAACAUGGUGGUCCGACUUGCUGACGGCCCCGAUGGUUUCGCGACCAAAGACUCUCUCCGAGUUCACGAAGGCCGAGCUGAUCGAGGAAGCCACGGCCCGGAACCUGUGGUUCCAUCCGACGUGGACGGUGACAGAAAUCCGGUCCCUGAUCCAGGAAGACCGGAGGAACCCCUCGGGCAACCACCCAGCGGACGCCGGGAUGAGCAAGCUCACCCUGGAACAGCUGAAGGAGAGAGCCAUGGAGAAAGGGUACCACCUCCCGCCGUACGCCACCAAGGGCACGAUCAUGCGCAUCCUACGAGACCAGGCGGGAAUGGGCCCUCAAUCGAUCCUCGCCUUCGGACGGUUCAAAGGCAAGAUGUUCAAGGAGACUCCGGAGAGCUAUCGCACUUGGGCUCUCAAAGAGGUGACCUCUCACGCCAACCCGUCAGAGGACCUGGUGAUGUUCGCCAACUGGUGGCGCGAGGAGAUGCACCGAUGGAGAGAGUCGCCGAAUCGCAAGGUGACCCCGGACACGGAGAUCUACUUGGACCCCGAGGAGCACGCGACGAUUCCGUACAUCGAGGACGCAACCUCCACCACGUCGUGGGACAUGGUGAACCGCGAGACGGAGUACCCAGGAGCGCUUCCCAAAGCUCUCCCCGGGAGUUCGUCACUACAGGCACCCAGGACACCGCCGAGACGCAGGGGAUCCGAAGCAGUGGUGGCACCAACCCCCACGACUAUGGAUCAGGACCUGCCGCCGGAUGUGACGGACGAGGUGAAGUACCUGGAGGAGAGGCUGGAACUGAACCCACAGGAGCUGUACGAGGACUACGACGAGGACUACGACGAGGUGUACUUCGAGUGCGACGAAGAAAAGGCGGACUUCCUCUCGAACCAGGCGCAAGCGACGAAGAGCAGUGAGUACCCCGGGCACGGCGAUGAUGAGGAGACGGACCAGGAACUGGAUGUGUACGUGGAAGGCAUGAAAGUCCCGGACGUCUUCUACCAAACCAAUAUGAACUCUGGAGGCAGUGGGGACGUAGUCCAACGUGAGCCCCCUGGAGUAAGCAGACGACAACGUGUUCGAGACUGCGAGGAGUGUGCCAAGGACAAGAUGAAGAACAAAGCCUUCGACUACAGCGACCUCCUCACCGUGGUACGCCUUCUUCCUCUUCGCAGAUUACGCACCGGGAAAGCGCUGAAGCGAGGAGGCGGUCUUCCUUUUCACUACUUCAUUGCCGGAAUGUACACCCACGGACCCUUCGUCGGAGUGACCAAGAGCGGGAAGGAGCUUCCAUGGACGAUCAAGUACAUCAACUCCUUUGUUAGGGCCCAAGGUGUGGGGGAGUGGACGUCCUUUGCGAUCUUCCGCAACACGGCGACCGAGUGCCACACCGACACCCACAACAUGGCCGGCACCCACAUCAAGACGGUGAGCUUCGGCGAGUUCACAGGAGGCGAACUGUGGAUUCAUGGAGAAGCUCCAGAAGGGCAAGGUGGGAGAACAGUGAGCCGACAAGGCCCAGACGGAGAACAGCGGCUUGGCUACAUCGUUGACACUAAGGAGAAGGUCUUCAGCUUCGACGGGAAGGCGCUGCACGCAACGCAACCCUGGGAAGGCGAACGAUGGGCUUUGUCUUGCUACACGACCAGGGGCUACACCAAAGGCACGAUCGAGAUGCGAGAUGAACUACGUGAACUACGUUUUCCGUUGCGAGGGAUCCCCAUCUACGAUGAGCCAGGACAAUCAAAAGGAGACGCCAAGGAUCGAUCCUACAGGCCACCAAAGAGCAUCAGGAAGGGCCUGUGGAAGAAGGCUUCCAGGCUGGCGGCUUUGACUGCGUGGUGUACGGCGGCGGCUUCUACAUGUGUGUAUGAAGAAUAUCCCCUUGGACGAGGACAAGGAGCUGUUUCUCUUUUCGAGAUUGGCGGCUACGAGAAGACCAUCGAGAUCACGGACCUCGACUACCUCGUUGCGGAACCCUACGCCUACGACUUCAACGCUGAGGACAAUCGAUCCGAACUUCACCCACACGUCGUGCGGGAUACCAUCGAGGAAAUGAAACCCGCCGUACUUUGGAUUCACGCCCCGAAGAUCGAGGACCUCCUGCCGGCUAUCUCGGAGCAUCUAUGCACUCAAGUAGAUCGCGGAGGCCAACUUGUCAUUGAGGCUCCUCCUGGGCACCCCUGUUGGACCCGGAAAGAGAUCAAAGACCUACUGGAGCGCUACGACAACCGGUGGAGCCAGCGACGGGGAGAACCUCAUCUCUGGAGGAUCAACGACGAGUACGAGAACACCAUCCACCACGACCCCAAGGAGGACCUCCCUGAGUUCCUCAACUACAUGGUGAAGCAUGAGACCAGAGAAGGGGACGAGGACAAUGAGGAAAAGAUCAAGCGCGGCAGUGAGGGCAUCACCUUUGAGCAGGCCACCAAGAUCGCACCAGAAGUACGUUCCUCGCUCCGACGACUACACCAGAAUUUGGGACACCCCUCCAACACCGACCUCGCGAGACACCUACGCCUGGCAGGGGCAGAUCCUACAGUCGUCGAGGCCACAAAGAAGAUUCGGUGUCAAGUGUGUUCGAGGCACCAACGAGCCGCCUCUGCAAAGCCCGCCAGUUUACCCAAUAUGCUGGAUUUCAACCAACUCGUGGCGGUGGAUGCGUUCUACGUCUACGACGUCAAUGGAGUGAAGGUGGAGCUGAUGAUGGUGGUCGAUGUCGGGACAGGAUUCAUCGCUACGGGCCACCUCCAAGGCCACUCGACGAGCACCAUGGAAGCUUCCUUUUGCUCCAUCUGGAGCAAUACCUUCGGAGCUCCGGGAACUAUGAUCGUUGAUCUCGAAUCCGGGCUUCAAGCGGGACUUGGGAGAUACAGCGAAUGGCAUGGAACCCGGAUCAGGCCGAUCGCCGGACAGGCGCACUGGCAGAACGGAACUGUGGAAAGGGCUAUCAGAACAUGGAAAGAGAUCUGGGUCAAGCUUGUGGACACCCAUUCCGCCACGCAUGAGGAGACCGACAUGGUCGUCACUUCUGUGAACGCGGCUAUGAACACCCUACGUCGGGAUGCUGGUUUCAGUCCCGCACAGGCCGUCUGGGGGAGGAAUCCACAACUACCAGAUGAAGUUCACAACGGACCUCAAGAUGAGCACGUUGAGCACAUUAUUACCCACGACCGAAUGAGGGCCAGGGAGCAUUCAAUUCGUUCUGCUGCCAAGGAAGCAUAUUUCAGGUGCCACAACGACUCCCGCAUCCGCAAAGGGCUUCUACAACGUUCCAGAGUCGCAGGACCAGACCUACAAGUUGGAUCCCACGUCCUGUUCUACAGAAAACCAAAGGGAAACAAGAAUUGGGCCUGGCACGGGCCCGGUGUCGUGAUUGGAAAGGAAGGACCUAAUUUGUGGGUCUCCUUCGCCGGGCGAUGCCAUCUCGCUGCUCCGGAACACGUGAGGAUGGCAACCGGGGAGGAAUUGGGAGAAGCCUUCACCUUGAGAGCGACGCAACAUGAUCUACAACGACUUCUGGAACAGGACUUCGCCGACGAGGGCAUCUACGAGCAGGAGGACGAGGAGAUGGAGGAAGAUCCUGUCCUACCCCCCGGAGAUGACGAAGCAGAACCUGAACAGGAACGCGGAGAAGGCAGUCGGAGGAAACAACCUGAGGCUAUCCAGCCUCCUGUGGUGAAACGACAUCGUACCAAAGGGCCCCAGGAUCCUUCCCAAGUACCAGCCGCGAACGAGACCUACAUGAUGAAGCUGGCAAAGACUCCCCGUGGAAGGGAGAAGGCCUUGGAGAAGGAAAUCCCUUGGAGCCUCAUACCACCCGAGCAGCAGGAGAACUUCCGACAAGCGGAGUGGAAGCAAUGGACGGAACAUGUGGAGCACGACGCACUUGAGCCCCUCUCUGUGACUGAGAGCCGAGAGAUCACCAAGACCAAGCCCGGCCGUAUACUGGGCAGCCGUUUUGCCUACCGUGACAAGCUGUGGUCCAGGAGGAGAGCUCAACCUGAUGUGGGAUGGAAGCCUAAAGCUAGACUGGUGAUCGGGGGCCACCGCGACCCCGACCUCACAGAGGGAUUGGCGACGCACGCACCAACGAUAUCGAGGCAGGGCAUCCACCUUCUACUCCAGAUCCUCGCAUCGAACUUGUCCAAAGGUUGGAGAGGAUUUGCCGGAGAUGUCACGGCGGCGUUCCUGUGCGGAGAAGACCUGUCCCGUGAGUUGUACUUGAGACAGCCUCGCACUGGACUCGGGAACCUACAUCCAGAGCAGCUCCUGAGGAUCAAGAAGCCCAUUUUCGGGUUGGUGGAUUCCCCAGCUGCGUGGUGGAACAAGUUCCAGAAGGUCGUCAAGAAGCUGCGGAUCCGAGACGAGAACGAUGAGUGGGUGGUCGUGCAGAGCACUUUGGAUCACUGCAUUUUCAUGGUUCAGCGCGUGAGAGGACGUGACGAGCAAGGCGAACUUCUACUCGAUCCGCCUGCGGCCUACCUUGGGGUGCACGUCGACGAUGUUCUACUAGUCGGAGAAGGCGGACUAUGUGAUCUGCUGAAGAAAGAGCUGAGCGCGCAGUUCCCUAUCCAGGACUGGGAGGCGGACAAGUUCGACUAUGUGGGAUCCUACAUAGAGAUCCUCCCCGACUGUGUCAAGAUCUCCCAGGCGAGCUACGCGAGUACUAGGCUUUUCGAGAUUGAGACCGCCCAGGAUAUCCCCGACCACUUCGAGGCAACCGAGGUCCAGAAGCACGACAACCAAUCUCUCAUCGGGGCCUUAUCCUGGAUGGCCUGUCAAACUAGACCCGAUCUACAAGUCGGAGUGAGUAUGAGCCAACAAAGACAGAAAGCCCCCACCGUUGGAGACGUCAAGUUUACCAACCAGUUGGCACGAAGAGCCGCUGAACACCGAGAACAAGGACUCGUCUUCUACCCGGUCGACCUGGACUCUGCAGUGCUCCUCUGCUACCACGACGCCGGGUGGGCCAAUGCACCGCAGUCCCAGGAAGAUCCGUACUACCAGUUGACCACAGAGGAGGACCAACAAGGACUCAUUCUGGACGGCCCCUACGCGAGGAAGGAUGCCAAGACAAAGAAGGCGAACUCCACGAUUGCCUCCCAAUUGGGUGGCGUCUACAUCCUUGCGAACAAGGCGAUCUUGCGAGGCGAGGCCUACCAUGGAAGUAUCCUUGACUGGAAAAGUGGAGCGUGCGAGCGUGUGUGCCGGUCAACCUUCGCGGCUGAAACAAUGGCCUGUUGCAAUGCCACCGAGACGGGCGACUUCAUCACGAGAUUCCUGGAGACCCUCCUCACUGGAAGGUUAGCCAGAAAGACUUCGAGAUUUGAGAUGAGGUUCCUGAGUGACUGUAGGAGCCUGUACGAUCAUCUGACUCGGGACGGAGUCCCGAGAGUGCCUACAAGCAAGCGCCUAGCUAUCGAUCUUGCCGGAAUUCGCAAGCCCGUUGAGGCUGACUUUCAAAGAAGGGGGCGAGAAAACUCUUUGUAUAGAACCUAG